CAGCACACCGUCGCUCAAGCCCUAGCCAUGCAGUCGACCACCCGCGAGCGUAAGAGCUACUCGCUCCAGAUGGCCAGCGCCCAGCUGGCGAAGCGCCGUCGGGCGACCAACCGGAACCGUGGCGGUCCCGAGCGGAAGGACAACCGGAACCCGAACCGCCCGACCGUUCGCACCGAUCCGAGCCAGCGCCGGCUGCGUAUCGAGGGUCUGGGCGAGAUCAACAUCUCCGAAGCCCGCGACUUCCUACGCACGCGUCAGCGGACGGCCGAGAUCGUCACCUUUGAGCAGGAUCACCUCGGUGUCGACAUUUCCCUCAAGGACCCCGAGCAUUAUUCGCGCUGUCUCAAGCUUUCUCAGACUUGCUUCAAUGGCCGCACCGCCAUUGUCAAGACCAUCUACACUCUCCCCCUGUCACACAUUCUCAUUCUCUCGCGCAUCCUGGUCGAGGCCUGCCUUUCGAAGGACGAGGGCUCCGAUGAUGGUACCAACAAGGUGGACCUUCGCGGCCUCGUGUCCCACCCGGCCAUCGUGGAGAACGACAUCAAGGUGGAUUUCUCCGACUCCCUCUUCGUGACCGCCCUCGCGAAGAUCAUCAACCGCCAGUUCCCGGAUGCCCAAACUCUGCUGAUGGACAACAACAACAUCAAGAACCUCCGCCAGUUCAACAUCCUCUCGCAGUUUGUGCCGAACACCAUCAACCUUUCGUUGUCCGGCAACUUGAUUGGAUCCCUCGAUGAGCUUGGCCACCUGAAGUCUUUCAAGUCUCUGAAGAACCUUCUCUGCUUCAACAAUCCGAUUGCCGUCGAGCCGCCAUCGAAUGAUGCGGUCCUCGACGAGAUCCCCCACCUCCAGACCUUCAACGGCCUGCCGCUGGAGAGCUUCUCCAUUGCUGGCGCCGCGGUCACCGGCACCUCGUUCAAGUUCCCCGAGAACAGCAACUUCAUCCCGGAGGACAACCGGAAGUUCGUCAAUGACUUCCUCACCAACUACUUCUCCACCUACGACAACAACCGCCUUGAGCUCGGGACCUUCUAUUCGGCCGAGGCAUGCGCCUCCAUCUCCGGCGUGCCCCCCUCGCAUUGCCAGGCCGACGGGAACUUCGUCUCGCGCAAUCUUCUCAUGACUUCGAACAGCUCCCACUCUAAGAGCCGCUUUGAUCGCAACGUCGACCUGAUGGUCAUUGGCCGGGAAGCCAUCAUUCGGACGUGGUUCGGGCGCCCGAAGACCGAGCACGACCUGUUCAGCUUCCGCGUUGACGUCACGCCCCUGGACUCGUCGCUUUUCAUCAACAUCCAUGGUGAUGUCGCUGACAUCAGUGACAAGGGCAACAAGGGCUCCGCUCGUAAGGUUCGGUACUCCUUCGAUCGUGUGUUCAUCCUUCAGAGCCUUCCGGAUGGCAUUAAGAUUGUCAACGACAUGCUUUCCCUCCGGAACCUGUCCGGCCGCUUCACCAAGGCCAUGAACGAGACCAACAUCGACAAUGCCCGCAAGGUGGCUCGCCUGCUUGAUGAGUCUUUCGAGUGGUCGCUGGAGUUCUGCCGGAAAUAUGUGGCCAAUGCGCUGGACUGCGCGCAGAUCCUGCUGGAGUUCCGCAACACCACCAACCUGCGUACCGACUUCGCGGCCGAUUGCCUAGAGCGAUCCCAGUGGGACGUGAAGAACGCGAUGGCUCUCUUCGAGCAGCACCGGCCUUCCAUGUUGCCGGAGCAUUUCCGCAUGUAGGUCGGCCUGGCACACCUGCAUGGCUGCGCCUCCAGCACGCAAGGAUGCCCUGACGCGGUGCUCUCCCGGUCCCUGGCUGCUUCCCUCUCCCUGCCCUUUCUCUCGUCUUCUCCUCCUCCCCCCUUCCUGCCUGCCUUCUCUCUUCACAUCGUCCCCCCCUCCUCCUGCCACGCACACACAUCCCCUCGUCCUACCUCCCGCUGGCGACCGUGCGCGCGCGCGCGUGCGUGCGUGC
Molecule: messenger RNA, 1957 nt
Organism: Fonticula alba
Lineage: Eukaryota; Rotosphaerida; Fonticulaceae
Exons: 15
Coding region: 28-1722 (564 amino acids)
Biological process (GO): poly(A)+ mRNA export from nucleus
Cellular component (GO): nucleus
Molecular function (GO): protein binding; RNA binding
Source: RefSeq, a predicted model, not a curated record